UGCUAAAAUAAUUUGAUUAGUUACAAAACAUUCGUCAAAUGGGCCUUUCCCACCAAUAAGCGCGCUGCUGCUCGGAAAGCCUCACAUUGCGCAGUAUGCAUUGCAGCUGUUCUGCAUUACAGAGCAGAGGAAUGGUGUGCAGAGCGAGGGGAGUGAGCGGGAGAUGAAGGGGAUUCUCCAAGCUCUCGUUUUCUGCAGUGCUGUGCACGGCUCUGUGUUAGGUGAGGGUGGGAGCCUAAGAUGGUGAGAGACUCCAUGCUCCACUCUCACUCUGACACAAGGGACUCUGCAGACUGAGCAUCCCACCUCCUCCUCCUCCUCCUCUUCUCUGCCUUUUCGCCAUCUCUCCUCUCCUCUCCUCUCUCUUGUGGAGCCCGUCUUUCCACCUUGCCUCAUUCCAUCGGGGCUUCGAUAGGCUGCUUGUUACCGGAUAACACUUGGAUCCUGUCAGAGGAAGACGGACAGAUGAAGCCAUCUGGAAGAGGAGAAAAGGGAGAGGAAUAUUGAUUGCAUCUUGGGGGGAAUUCCAUCACUCUUUGCCAUCCUUGAAAACAAUGGAUGAGGCUGGGAGGAGGCGCAUCUGAUUAGACUGGGGGAUGUAGAGGCUCCCACCACAGCCCUCCUCCAGAGACGGCAGGCGAGGCGUAGUCGCAGCACUCGACAGGCAGCAGACGGUGAUUUAAGUCGCGUCUGAAGCGUCGGGGCUGCCAGGCUGGGCUCAGCCUUGGGGAUCCACUCAGAGAGGAGCAUUCACUGCUUCUGCUGGGGAGCACCAGGGGCUCUGAACAGCUCAGCACCAUGCCUGAGGCCAACUACCUGUUCUCUGUGUCCUGGGGAUACAUUAAGUUCAAGCGGAUGCUGAACCGGGAACUCAGCCACCUGUCUGAGAUGAGCCGCUCGGGCAACCAAGUGUCAGAGUACAUCUCCAACACCUUCUUAGAUAAGCAGAAUGAGCUGGAGGUUCCCUGUCCGGUUCAGAAGAUGAGAGAGAGGAAGAGGAAGCAGGGCCAGCAGCAGCAGGUCGGGAUGGUGACACAGAUCAGCGGGGGGAAGAAGGUCAACCACACGUCCAUCAACGUCGGAAACCGCUUUGGCGUCAAGACGGACCAGGAGGAGCUGCUCUCCAAAGACAUGGAGGACAUCAACAGAUGGGGGCUGAAUAUCUUCAGAGUGGCGGAACAUUCUCACAACCGGCCGCUCACCUGCAUCAUGUACAAAAUCUUUCAGGAGCGAGACCUGAUGCGUACGUUCAGGAUUCCCACCGACACCUUCGUCACCUUCAUGCUGACCCUGGAAUCCCACUACCACUCGGACGUGGCCUACCACAACAGCCUGCACGCUGCCGACGUGGUCCAGUCCACACACAUCCUCCUGUCCACACCCGCGCUGGAUGCGGUCUUCACAGAUCUGGAGAUCUUGGCAGCCAUCUUUGCUGCAGCCAUCCAUGACGUGGACCACCCAGGAGUGUCCAACCAGUUUCUCAUCAACACUAACUCUGAGCUGGCUCUGAUUUACAACGACGAGUCAGUGCUGGAGAAUCACCACUUGGCUGUGGGCUUCAAGAUUCUGCUGGAAGACAGCUGUGACAUCUUCCAAAAUCUGUCCAGGAACCAGAGGCAGGCGCUCCGCAAGAUGGUCAUUGAGAUGGUUCUGGCUACCGACAUGUCCAAACACAUGAAUCUGUUAGCAAAUUUGAAAACCAUGGUGGAAACCAAGAAGGUGACCAGCUCUGGUGUCUUGCUUCUGGACAACUACACUGACAGGGUGCAGGUGCUGUGUAACAUGGUUCACUGCGCCGACCUGAGCAACCCCACCAAGCCUCUGGAUCUGUACCGCCAGUGGACCGACAGGAUCAUGGAGGAGUUCUUCCACCAGGGAGACAGGGAGCGGGAGAAGGGGAUGGAGAUCAGCCCCAUGUGCGACAAGCACACGGCUUCAGUGGAGAGAACUCAGGUUGGCUUCAUAGACUACAUCGUUCACCCUCUGUGGGAGACGUGGGCCGACCUGGUGCAUCCCGACGCCCAGGAGAUCCUGGACACACUGGAGGAGAACAGGAACUGGUACCAAAGCAUGGUCCCCCGAAGCCCCUCGCCUCCUUUCUACACCAGUGAUGGAGAAGGAGGCCAACAGGGGGACAGAGACGGGGGCUCCAUAGCCACUAAAUUUCCCUUCGACCUGACCGUGGACAGCAAGAAGAGGCAGGCUGGACACGGAGAGAGCACGCUGGCCGACACCGCUGUCAGGAGUGACCGUCUGAACCAAGGCAGUCCCUCUGAUCUGAAAGCAAGAGAAACGACCACGUGUGACGUCUCUCCUGCAGAAACAUAGCUGAACUGACUCAAGGUCCUGGAAAGGGACUUGGCUGAAUUUACUUUAUUGCAGUGAAGGCAUCCUGCAGUGAAGCUUUUUGGGGCUGUCUGGCUAAAGAAGGCCUGUCUGAAUGCCGGGCACCCCUGCAGACAAGGCUCAGAAACCCUGUUGCAGUCUGUUUUUGGUGCCCCCGGCAGAAGGAGCUGAGACUGUUUCUCUGAAGCAGAGGCUGCUGAGGCACGGCUGGAUCAGGGUCCUUCCAGACCAACAGUCUGGGUGAAAUGGUAUGAAUCUAAAAACUAAAGGUUAAGGAAAAAACUUCCAAACUUGAACUUCAGGACGUUUUUUUAUCUUCAUGUAGAAUAUUUGUAAUAUUACAAGACCUAAUAACACAACCCAAACUACUGUUCCGUGGGUUACUUGUAACCGAGUAGUUUGUCACUUGUUGGGAAAAGGAAAAAAAAAAAAGUGCCUUUUUAGUUUUGUUUUUAUUGUACAACCAUGUCUUUUUGUAAGCGUUUUGAUAAUUUAUUUAACACGCUCAUGUAGCUGUAAAAUGUUUCCAGUUUUCUACAAGAGGACAUCAUUGUCUCAUAGUCUUCCUAAUGUUCUGGCAAUAGUCUAAAAUUAUUCUCACAGGUGGAUGAAUGUGAAAAAUCUGUCGACUUCCCAGCACAAUUUGCACUUUGUGGCGCGCUGUAGAGCGAGGGCAGUGUGGAUCCUGUUUGAAUAAGGACGGCGCCCAUGUGAAGCCAAAUAAUUUCCUUUGAACAACCCAGUUUUUUUUUAUUUUAUUUAUUUUCAAUUCGUCACGUUGUCCAUUGCUCAACUUCUAGACAGAGGGUAGAACAAUAACGUAUCCAAAGAUCCUCCACCAAAAAGAGCCCUUUGAUGAUUUCACUGCCACGGCUGAGGAGAUUCCUCUGACGUACCGGAGCAACCCAUGCAGCACCCUCAAGCAAAUAUAUUUUAGAGCCCUCGUGUAAUUCCUCCAACUUCUUCAAGCGUAAAAACGUUCCAAUGCCGUUGCUGUUAGCUGUUAGCAGCCCUCCAUGCCCCUGCAUCCGCUUCACAUGGUGAGCCAUUUUGGAGCCAAGGGAUGCCUGGGAGGCUGCGCGCGGCUGAAAGAUACCAAACCUUCGGGACAACCUGACAAUGCCAACAGCUCUGCAGCUGGUUGCAGAUCUGUUCAAAACUUCCUAAAAGGUACCACGAUGUAUGGUGAGGGGAGAUGAGUUUGUAGUCAUAACAUGACGUUCUUCUUCUGUGAAUGUGUGCACAUGUGAGCGCUCACAGAGCUGUACAGUACCAACCGUCUAUUUAUUACCUUCUCCUUGUAUAUGAUAAUAUCGGUUGCUAAUAUUUACCAUGUAUUUGCUAUUAUUUAUAUGCACUACCACACGUCAAAGGACAGUUUGACUGAACCUGUCUGUAUUUAGUAAGCUAUUUUGCUAUAAGACCUCUUCUUGAAGUCCUAUAAGUAUGCUGGCGUUGAGGCUCCAGCCAGAAACGUUUGGCGGCCCGGCAGACGCCCUCCGGGUGUCCGGUCCUGGCCGGAUGACGAAGGCUGGACGUUUACUGCAGCAUAUUGUGUACGGUGACGGGUCAUUGUACAGCUGUAGGAAUAUUUGCUGAAAUAUUUAGCAUUGUUUCAAAUGUAUUUUUUCAGUGUUUUCCUCACAGUAUAUUGGUAAAAAAAAAAAGAAGAAAAUAUGUACAAAAAAAUGGUGUAUGUUGUGCUCAACAGAUGUUUUCCAUGUGAUUAUUAAAAUAAGCAUGUAAAACAGAA
Messenger RNA from Fundulus heteroclitus (mummichog), 4099 nucleotides. RefSeq names its product cAMP-specific 3',5'-cyclic phosphodiesterase 4B. Gene Ontology annotation, molecular function: transmembrane transporter binding; 3',5'-cyclic-AMP phosphodiesterase activity. NCBI's taxonomy places the organism in Eukaryota, Metazoa, Chordata, Actinopteri, Cyprinodontiformes, Fundulidae. The record is from RefSeq and is a predicted model, not a curated record. Bases 799 to 2328 code for a protein of 509 amino acids. Gene Ontology annotation, biological process: signal transduction. Gene Ontology annotation, cellular component: cytosol; nucleus; perinuclear region of cytoplasm. The transcript has 10 exons.